Branchiostoma belcheri (Belcher's lancelet) is the source of this 764-nucleotide messenger RNA. RefSeq lists its product as uncharacterized. Bases 131 to 751 code for a protein of 206 amino acids. The record is from RefSeq and is a predicted model, not a curated record. The transcript has a single exon. Lineage: Eukaryota; Metazoa; Chordata; Leptocardii; Amphioxiformes; Branchiostomatidae.
AAGAACAUCUGCUGAACAACUUGGUAUUCUGUCAGUCACGUAAAUUACCCGUGAAAUCCGUAGGCGCCACGGAGUCAGAUGUGGGACUCGUCCGGAUUCUGAAUUGCCGGCCCAGAUUUUUGGACUCGCGAUGGCUUACACUUCUAUGACUAUGAUGUCUCUUCAGUGGUUCUGUCUUUUAGUGUGCAGUACGACUGUUUUCUCUGCCAAUGUAAAUGAACAGGCACUCGUCACCGCAAGAAAAGCGAAUGUGACGUUUCCCAUUCCUGCCGGGUCUUCGUCCGUUUCGUUUGAAUCAGGGGGCGGUAGUUACGGACACAUGCCACCCGACGACCCUGGUUUGCCUCCGCGCCCGCGUCAUGGAUUUUUCAUGGAGGGAGAGCACAUAACCGCGGCAUUCUACACCCUUCUCGACCUGACCCGGACUAUUUUUCACUUAACAGACAUGUUUUGGGAUCUGCUACUUUCUACCUGGCGUUUUAUUUUACGUUGUACGACUACAGUUUGUUCCCUGGCUGUACCAAGUUCAUCCCGGCACUCAGGUGAAGCCCGUUAUGGAACGGUCUUGUUCGUGCGUCCGCCCGUAGGACCAGUGGCCCAGAUUCAUGUGACAGAAGAAGACUCUCUCGAAUACAUCCAGGAAGAAAUAUCACAUGUAACCGGUAUACCAAGUGGAGCGUACAAAAUAUUCAAGAACAGCAAAGAGGUAAGUUGUCGUAACUUUAUUUAUGUAGUUUUCCCAUUCAGUUAGGUGACGAGUUCAA